AUGGGCACCUGUGGAAGCAAGGCAGCCGCCGCGGAGCCGGGCGCGGCCUCGGUGAAGAGCCAGACCGCUGCCGCCGCGAGCAAGGCUGAGGCGGCCGUGGAGCAGGCCCUGAAAGUUCCCGAGAUCGAGGGCUCGCUGCCGGCGGACACCAAGGUUGUGUUUGUGCUGGGUGGGCCCGGUGCUGGGAAGGGCACGCAAUGCGAGAAGAUCGUGGAGAAGUACGGCUUCAAGCACCUGUCCGCGGGCGACCUGCUGCGCGAGGAGGGGGCCAGCGGCAGCGACGUCGGGCAGAAGCUGCAGGUGACGAUGAAGGAGGGCAAGCUGGUGCCGAUGGAGGUGACGAUCACGCUGCUGAAGAACGCGAUGAUCAAGUCGGGGCAGAAGCUCUUCCUGAUCGACGGCUUCCCGCGCGCGCUGGACCAGGCGGCGGCGUUUGAGUCGGACAUUGUCAAGUGCGAGGCGGUGCUGUUCUUCGACCUGGACGAGGCGACGAUGGAGGAGCGGCUGAUCAACCGCGGCAAGACGUCGGGGCGCGCGGACGACAACGUCGAGACCAUCCGGAAGCGCUUCCACACCUUCGUCACGCAGAGCAAGCCGGUGGUGGACAAGUACAAGGAGGAGGGCAAGGUGUUUGAGAUCUCGUCGAAGCCGCCCCCGGACGAGGUGUUUGAGGAGGUCGUCAAGGCGCUCGACAGCCUGCCGGGACUCGGGGCGGCCCCCGCCGAGGAGGAGAAGCUGGUGGUGCCUGCUGUGCCAGGGGACCUGCCUGAGGGCACCAAGGUUGUGUUUGUGCUUGGUGGGCCCGGUGCUGGGAAGGGCACGCAAUGCGAGAAGAUCGUGGAGAAGUACGGCUUCAAGCACCUGUCCGCGGGCGACCUGCUGCGCGAGGAGGUGGCCAGCGGCAGCGACGUCGGGCAGAAGCUGCAGGUGACGAUGAAGGAGGGCAAGCUGGUGCCGAUGGAGGUGACGAUCACGCUGCUGAAGAACGCGAUGAUCAAGUCGGGGCAGAAGCUCUUCCUGAUCGACGGCUUCCCGCGCGCGCUGGCCCAGGCGGCGGCGUUUGAGUCGGACAUUGUCAAGUGCGAGGCGGUGCUGUUCUUCGACCUGGACGAGGCGACGAUGGAGGAGCGGCUGAUCAACCGCGGCAAGACGUCGGGGCGCGCGGACGACAACGUCGAGACCAUCCGGAAGCGCUUCCACACCUUCGUCACGCAGAGCAAGCCGGUGGUGGACAAGUACAAGGAGGAGGGCAAGGUGUUUGAGAUCUCGUCGAAGCCGCCCCCGGACGAGGUGUUUGAGGAGGUCGUCAAGGCGCUCGACAGCCUGGAGGGGCUGGUGGCUGAAUGA
Messenger RNA from Pedinophyceae sp. YPF-701, 1347 nucleotides. Lineage: Eukaryota; Viridiplantae; Chlorophyta; Pedinophyceae. The record is from the annotation of a GenBank genome assembly.